Messenger RNA from Canariomyces notabilis, 5582 nucleotides. Its product is annotated as ketoacyl-synt-domain-containing protein. The record is from RefSeq and is a predicted model, not a curated record. Gene Ontology annotation, molecular function: fatty acid synthase activity; 3-oxoacyl-[acyl-carrier-protein] synthase activity. The transcript is spliced from 2 exons. Lineage: Eukaryota; Fungi; Ascomycota; Sordariomycetes; Sordariales; Chaetomiaceae. The coding region runs from base 93 to 5435 and encodes 1780 amino acids. Gene Ontology annotation, biological process: secondary metabolite biosynthetic process; fatty acid biosynthetic process.
CGACAAAGGAUGCAAUCAUGCAACUCUAACGUCACCCUGCUCGCGUGAUCUUCUCCUGCGUCGUACGAGGUUACCUAGGUACAUCGACAACCAUGACUCGGACACAACCACAACCGCUUGCCAGUCCUUCGGCCGCCGUCUUCUCAUCCCAGAGCGGCCGACCCGAGUCGGUGUAUCUCUCCCAUGUCCGGUCAAGACUCGUUCAAGAGCCGCUGUUGAAACCUCUGGCCGACGCCGUCUGCAGUCUUCCAGCGACAUGGCGGAGCCUGACCUCGUCCCGGCGAGGCAUUGUCGGUUUCACAGAGGCCUCGCGGCUCGUCGAGGGUUUUCGAACGUGGAUCGAGACGGGCGACUCUGAUAUCCUCGAGAGCGACGUGUCCGAGCUUGUCGACCUCCCCCUUCUUACUACCAUUCACAUCGUGCAGUACCUGGAGUAUCUGCAACGGACAGGCCUGAGACAUCCCGACUUUCUCAAGGGCGUCCGGCCUGGCGGCAUCCAAGGCUGUGGCGUAGGACUCCUUUCGGCUACUAUUGUUGCGUUUUCCACAGACGAGCAAGACGUUGUGCGUUCGGCUGCAGCUGGCGUCCGUUUGUCCCUUGGACUAGGAAUUGUUCAAAGAUUUCCGGAUGCCAACGCUCCAGUAAUCACAGAACUUCUAGCUAGCGAAUGCUCUGCCCUUUUUUCCCAGCUACACUAUCCAACUUCUGGUCUUCUCCAGUUUCCGAUCCGGUCCAACCUGACAGGAGAACCAGUAGCAACGUCGGACGGGGCCCUGACUGAGGAAAUCAUCUCGGCGGUCUUGGCCUCACGGUGCGACUGGCCACUCGUGAUGCAACGUCUAGCAUCGGAUCUUGGACGGACGGGAUCAAGGCAGCACAGCAUUGCUGUCUUCGGAUUUGGCAACCCGGUCCCAAUGGCACCUUUUCAACGCAGCGGCCUCGAUGUCCUGACGGUACACGCUGAUAUGGUCGGUGCACCUCACAUCCCCCGCACGGCCCAUGCCGCCGCCAGCACCAGCACGUUCCAAUCGUUCCCAUCACACGCCAUAGCUAUCGUGGGUGCUGCAUGUAGGCUUCCUGGGGCCAACUCCCUUGAUGAUCUCUGGAAGAUCAUAUCACAGGGACAGACACGGCUAGAAAAGCUCCGAACCGACAGAGUCCCCUUGAGGAACUCGUACAGAGCUUGGCAAGACCCCAAGUGGGUAACGGAGCGAGAAUUUUAUGGGAAUUUCAUUGACGACGUGGAGGCUUUCGACCAUGCAUUUUUCGGCAUCAGCCCUCGCGAAGCAAAGUACAUGGAUCCUCAGCAACGACUCUUGCUGGAGACGGCCUUUGAGGCUAUGGACUCAAGUGGCUAUCUUCGCUACCAUGAACGCGAGCGCGGUGACCCGGUCGGAUGUUUUCUUGGGGCCAGCUACACCGAAUAUCUCGAGAACACGAGCGCCUAUUCUCCGACGGCGUUUACAGCCACGGGUACCAUCAGGGCUUUCCUGUCCGGGAGGAUCAGUUACCACUUUGGAUGGACGGGCCCCUCUGAGGUGAUCGAUACGGCAUGCUCGGCAUCCAUUGUGGCUAUCCACCGAGCCUGCCAGGCCAUCAUCGCCGGCGAGUGUCCUAUCGCUCUUGCAGGCGGCGUCAACAUCAUCACUGGCGUGCACAACUACUUUGAUCUUGGCAAGGCCACUUUCCUAAGUAAGACUGGUCAGUGCAAGCCAUUCGAUGACUCUGGCGACGGUUACUGUCGCGCCGAUGGCGUCGGUCUCGUCGUUCUGAAACCGCUCAAGCAGGCGGUAUUAGAUGGAGACAAUAUUAUGGGCGUUAUUCCCGCGGUGGCCACAAACCAAGGCGGUAUCGGCGCCCCUGGAAUCACGGUGCCGGAUGGUAUCGCCCAGAGGGCGCUAUACAGGCGCCUCCUGGAGAAGUCGGGACUCCAGCCGGAUGAUAUCACCUAUGUCGAGGCUCACGGCACCGGGACGCAAGCGGGAGACCCAGUUGAGAUGGGCAGCAUUCGGGAAGUCUUUGGUGGUCCUAAGCGGUCUAGCACGCUCUAUAUCGGCUCCUUGAAAGCCAAUAUUGGACACUGCGAGACGGCCGCAGGGGUGGCGAGUCUGCUCAAGGUCCUUACCAUGUUUCGGAACCGGGGCAUCCCUCCACUCCAAGGCUUCAAGCGUCUCAAUCACAAGAUCCCGGCUCUGGAACCCCACAAGAUACAUAUCCCUACCGAGCUCCUUCCAUGGGAUACUGUGUCAGGGCGGCGGGUUACGUGUGUCAGCAGCUUUGGAGCGUCUGGGAGUAACUCUGCUCUCCUCUGCUCCGAGUGGUUGGAGGAGAGUGGCGCCAUCAAGCCAAACGACUCGAUGGACCAACCCAUGCAAGAGUUUCCCGUUCUGUUGAGUGCGGCUUCACCCGAGAGUCUGUACAGAUACGUCAACGGAUUGGCAGAUUAUAUUUCCAAACACGAGUCCGCUGGAACCCUGACAAUCGGCAACUUGUCGUUCACCCUAAGCCAGCGACGCAAGCACCAUCGCGUCCGUUGGUCCACCGCCACCUCGCGUCUCGCCGACCUGGUAGACAAGUUGAGGAGCUGCACUCCACAAGAUUUUGUUCAGGCUCCCAAGGCCGCCAAGAAAGUCGUCCUGGUCUUUUCCGGUCAGAGCAAGACGACGAUUGGCUUAAGUCCGUCAGCGCUUCAGGAGAACCCACGAUUCAAGCAUCACAUCCAGACCUGCAACGACAUCCUCAAACGUCUCGGAUGCCCGGACAUUGUGCCCGCGUUGAGCCAGGUUGAGCCCAUCGCUGAUCCUGCCAUUUUGCAGUGUGGCACCGUCGCCGUCCAGUAUGCCUGCGCUCAGUGUUUCCUGGAUGCGGGUCUCAAUGUGGACGCGAUCGUGGGUCACAGCUUGGGCGAACUCGCGGCGCUCGCUGUAUCCGGAGCGCUCUCGCUUGCAGAUGCUCUGAAGGUGGUGUACGCGCGUGCGGAGUUGAUCAAGGCCAAGUGGGGUUCCGAGGGCGGCACCAUGAUGGCCAUUCACGCCGACGAAGAGACAGUCCGAUCGAUCAUGGAGAUUGCCAAUUCGACUCUCGACUAUGACCACGACAAACUAGAAAUCGCGUGCCACAACAGUGCCACCAGCCAUGUUGUCGUCGGCAAGCAGACCUCGAUCGCAUUGGCUGAGAACACCAUUCAGCAGGACGCCAGGUACCGCGGUAUAAAGUACCAACGCCUCAACGUAAGCCACGGCUUUCAUUCUCGCUUCACAGAGCCUCUGCUGCAAGACCUUGUGCACGUCGGAAGCACUGUCGAGUGGAAAGAGCCCGCCAUCGCGCUGGAGACAAGCACCAAGAGCCCGGUGGCAUUCAGCAACAAGACAUCCACGAGAUCAUACAUUGCCGAUCACGCUAGGAAGCCUGUGUACUUUGUUGAUGCGGUCCGCCGCGCGGAGCAGCGGCUUGGCCCCUGCAUAUGGCUUGAAGCCGGAUGGAACACGCCCAUCGUUGCCAUGGCCAAGAGAGCCGUCGCCAACCCUGCCAUCCACGCGUUCCAUCCCGUCGUGUCCCCUGCAGCUGCGGUCGCGAAGCUCUGGCUUGAGGAUAUUCCCGUCGCCCACUGGGACUUCUUCGCACCGCAAAAGAGUGGCCUGAAACACAUCUGGCUUCCCGCGUAUAGCUUCGACCGACCCAAAUUUUGGCUCGAGUACGUCGACCGCGCGAUCGAGGAACAAAAGGCCGCGCAGUCCAUGAAGCAGGCCAACCCAGUCACGCCGAACUGCACCACGACACAGCCGCUGGUAAGCUAUAGGGGCUCCACCGGAUCGUCGCACCAAUUUUGUCUUCACACCACCACCGAAAGAUAUACGAGAAUCGUCCAGGGUCACGCCGUGCUCCAAAAACCAUUAUGUCCCGCGUCUAUGUACAUGGAGGCGGCAAUCAUGGCCAUGCAACAGCUCGGCGCCUCAGCAAAGGGCAAGACAAUCACAUUUGAGAAUGUCGUGUUCACCAAGCCGCUUGGCUGUGACGACAGCAUCGAUGUCCAACUUACACUCGACCGAGCCUCGACCCGAACGAGCGAGGACGCCUGGCACUACUCUGUGCGAUCCUCAUCUAACCCGAAAGUGGCACAUUCGGAGGGCGAUUUCAGCGUGAACACCUCAGACUCGGAGAACACCGAUCUCCAGCUCUAUGAGAUGCUCGUCGGCAACCAAAUGGCGGCUCUGCAGAACGAUCCUAAUGCAGAACGACUCAAAACAGCCACGGCCUACGCUCUCUUCUCCAGGGUCGUCGAGUACGCGGAUAUUCUUCGGGGCAUGUCCACCAUCACUCUGGGAGCAAAGCAAGCGGUGGCACAAGUGCGGGUCCCCAAGACGUCCUUUUCAGCCUCGGAGAGUACCGUGGCGGACUUCUACGACGCCAUCACAACCGACUGCUUCAUCCAAGUUCUCGGUCUGCUGAUCAACUGCAACUCUGGUUCGAGUGCAGAUGGCGAGAUCUACGUUGCGUCCAAGAUCGGCAAGAUGGUUGUGUCGCCUACCGAGUUCCAAACACCGCAGACAUGGACAGUGUAUGCCAUGUUCUCUCCCUUGGAUGCCAAGACGUCGAGCGGGGCUGUCUACGUCUUCUCCGGGGACGGCAAGCUGACGAGCUACGCCACCAAUAUCCAGUUCGUAAGGAUCCAAGCCGCGAGGCUUGAACACGCUCUCGAGUCUGCGAAUCGGAAAGUGUCCGCGUCAACACCCAUUCGGCCAGGCCUUAUCCACAACAAUGCUUCGCCGGCGGUGUCCCUGGUGAAAGACGUUGCACGUCCCCAGCACAGUACUCCCGCUACUCCCAUCCCUCCUCCCUUGGAUAAUGCGACGCCGCUUUCCUCCGCGUCUGACAACGGCGCAGACAGACCACAGGGCAACGCCGCGGCCGACCUCAAGGCGCUCAUCUCCGUCUACACAGGUGUUCCGGUUGAGGAAAUGGAGGCAAACCAGAACUUGAGCAGCAUGGGCCUGGAUUCUCUGGCGUCAAUGGAACUCGCAGACGAAAUUGAAAGCAAACUGGGGUUCAAAGUUGGGACCGACGACAUUUUGCUCGGUAGCGUCGGUUCACUCUUGAAACUAUGCUCGCUUGCCAACGCAGAACCGGUUUCCGACACUUGUUCAGAAUCGUCAGACUCAACAAGGGACUCGGCUGGUGAGAGCAAUACCCCUGGAACCACACCUGGAACCACGCCGGAAAUCGAGACCCCGGCAGAGCAAGAUCUGAAGCUGAACUCUGCACACGCCAUUGACUGCAGCGUUCCGUGGCUGAGACCGAACGGCGCUUUAAGUUCUCGAUAUAGGGGUAUUGACACCGUUGUCUACAAGGAGGUCAAUGGAGUCGAGAUCCUGGCUGAUCUAUACAUCCCAAUGGAGACGCCUCCUCAGCCGAUGCCCGUAGGUAUGGACUCUUGACACUUGAACUGAAGACAUGAAGCGUUGGCUGACAUUCUUGCUUGGCAGCGCUCAUGAUUCACGGCGGAGGCCAUCUGACACUCUCACGGAGAGCCGUCCGUCCUCACCAGACCAGAUUCCUCCUCGCCAAUGGGAUAUUCCCAGUCA